AUGAGCACUCGAUCCGGUCGUUCGGGAAGUAUCCGCUCGGGUCGGUCCGCUUCGCGCGCUAGAGCUCCGUCGUAUCCGCGCAAACCGUCGACCUUCAAGUCGUAUCGACCGCCACAGGAUCAACGACGAGGUGGAUUGGCGAUCCGAGGCAGUCGCGGCAAGCAGAACAUGCUCUUCACAGACCAGCAGAUGGCCGACGACCUGCUCGCCACGGUCCCGAAGCUACACGCCGCGAUUGCGAUGAACGCACGGGUCUGGCACCGCAAAGGACGCAAGGACGGCGUCACCACGUAUCAACUGUCACGAGUCCAGCGACUUCCAGAGCACCAUGUCGGCUCUCUGUGGCGACAAGUUCCGUGA
Molecule: messenger RNA, 360 nt
Organism: Phytophthora nicotianae INRA-310
Lineage: Eukaryota; Oomycota; Peronosporomycetes; Peronosporales; Peronosporaceae
Exons: 2
Coding region: 1-360 (119 amino acids)
Source: RefSeq, a predicted model, not a curated record